Molecule: messenger RNA, 4494 nt
Organism: Thecamonas trahens ATCC 50062
Lineage: Eukaryota; Apusomonadida; Apusomonadidae
Exons: 3
Coding region: 49-4494 (1481 amino acids)
Biological process (GO): transmembrane transport
Cellular component (GO): membrane
Molecular function (GO): ATP hydrolysis activity; ATP binding; ABC-type transporter activity
Source: RefSeq, a predicted model, not a curated record
AUUGUGCCUCAGGUGCUUGUCCGCCUGGAGACACCUCGCUCGCACUCGAUGCACAAGACCAUGAAAGCCCGCAAGUCGAGCCAGGCAAACAAGCCAGACCCAGAGGUGAAUCGGAUAAAGGUAUGCCCCGAAGACACGGCCUCGCUGCCGUCGCGGCUGGGCUUUUCAUGGAUCUCGCCGCUGCUAAAGCUCGGCUCCAGGCAGCCGCUGGAGCACACCGACCUGCCGCCGCUGCCGGAGAUCUCGCAGGCGAAAGGCGUGACGGCGCAAUUUGAAGCGCUUUGGGCGGCGGAGGAGGCUCGAGUGGCCACCAUCGCCGCCGAGGCUGGGCCGGACGCGCCGCCAAAGCGCCCAUCGCUCCGCAGGACGCUUGUGGCCAUGGCCGGCACGCCAGCCAUUGUCAUGGUCCUCGUCAUGGUCAUCCUCUCGGCUGGAGCGCCGUUUGCCGGCCCGCUCCUCCUCCGGGCCAUCAUCCGGUUCCUGGCUUCCAAGGAUGAGCCGAUGGUCAAUGGCAUCAUCUACGCAUGUCUCCUCGCCGUUGUGCCCUGGAUCGGGACCAUUCUGGGCACCACCACCGACCGCAUCCUGGUGCGGCUCGGCAUGGCCUCGCUGGCCGCCACCAACAACGCCGUCUUCCGCAAGGCGCUCCGCAUGUCCAACGGCGCACGCCAAGGCACUUCGACCGGCGAGAUUGUGCAGCUCAUGUCGACCGACGCCAUGCGCAUGUUCACCUUCACCAACGUCAUCAAGGAGGUCAUCUCCACCCCGCUGCAGAUCAUCGUCGCCCUCGCGCUGCUGUGGGAUCAGCUCGGCCCGUCGGUCCUCGCCGGCAUCGCCGUCAUUCUCAUCUUUCUUCCGUUCAACGCCAAGAUUGGUGGUGCCCUCUCCAAGCUGCAAGUCUCCAAGAUGCAAAUCGCUGACGAGCGAGUCAAGCUCAUGAACGAGAUCCUGACCGGCAUCCGGGUCAUCAAGUUCAACUCGUACGAGGAGCCGUUCAUGGCUCGCAUUCGAGCCACUCGCGAGACCGAGCUCAACAUCAUCCGCCGCAUCGCAAACUACACCGCCGCCCUCAUGUUUGGUAUCAUCCUCUCGCCAACACUCAUUUUCCUCGCCGCCAUCGUCGUCUACGCCGCCACCACAGACGCGCUCACCGUCGAGCGCGUCUUUGUCUCGAUGGCCCUCUUCAACCUCCUCCGCAUGCCGCUCACCAAUGCACCCAUGAUGGCCAUCCAAAUCGUUCUCGCGCGUACCUCUACCGCUCGCCUCGAGCGCUUCCUCACCAAGCGCGAGGUUGCCAACACCCGCAUCCCCUACACCCCAGGCCUCGACGCCGACGGCAUCACCGAAGAAGACCUCGUCUUUUUCGCCAACGGUAACCCGGACCCGUCCACUCGCGCUCGCCCUCGCAAGCCUCGCUUUGCCGCCCGCAAGCCUAUCCUCGCCCGCAUCGUCGAUGGCACCUUUGCCUGGGCGCCCGAGCUCACCGCUGUCGAAGCUGCAGAGGCCGCUGCAGAAGCCGCAAAGGCUGCCAAGGCGUCAGCAAAGGCACUGACAGAGGCGGAGCCUGCCGCUGCGCCAGCUUCAGAUGGCAGCGGUAAGGCCGCGCCACAUGUGACGGCAUCGGGCCCGACGCUCCCUGCUCUCCGCAACAUCAACUUUGAGCUCCCGCGUGGGUCGCUGGUCAUGAUUGUUGGCCCUGUCGGCUCUGGCAAGUCCUCGCUUGUCGCAGCUCUCCUCGGCGAAAUCCACAUUGUGUCGGGCGCUGUCUGCGUCGCCGACUCGAUUGCGCUUGUGCCGCAGACGGCAUGGAUCAUGAACGACACCCUGCGCAACAACGUGCUCUUUGGCGCCAACUACGACGAGGCCCGCUACCAGGCUGCGCUCACCGCGGCCUCUCUCACCCACGACCUUACCGUCCUCCCCGCAGGCGACGAGACUGAGAUCGGCGAGCGCGGCAUCAAUCUCUCGGGGGGGCAAAAGCAGCGGGUCUCCAUUGCCCGCGCAGUCUACACCGACGCCGAGAUCUACAUCAUGGACGAUCCUCUCUCGGCCGUCGACGCCGAGGUCGGCAAGAACAUCUUUGACAAGUGCAUUAACGGCGUUCUACGCUCCAAGACCCGCGUCCUCACCACCAACCACCUUCAACACCUCGCUGCUGCCGACUACGUUAUCUCACUCGGCAGUGACGGCACCAUUGCCGAAGAGGGCACCCUCGACGAGCUGCUUGCUGCUGAUGGUGCCUUUGCUGCGAUGUACAUUGAGCACAUGGGCUCCGUUGAUGCCAGCGGCUCGGACGCUGACCUUGUUGCGACAAAUGCCAAGGCCACAUCAGCCUCGCUCGACAGACGCCAGCAGUCGUCGGCCCUGAUUUCAGGCAGUUCGCUCCUUUCCUCGCACUCCAAGGUGGAGGAGGUGCCGCCUCCUAAUCCGCAGCCGGCCGCUGGCGGCGACGGCAAACUGACUAUUGCUGAGGAGCGCGAUACUGGCGCAGUCCCGCUCUCCGUCUACCUCAAGUACCUGGCAACCAUGGGCACCAUCCUCUUCUUUGUCGUCUACAUGCUCCUCCAUGCCGUGGCUCAGGCAUUUACCACCGGCACCGAUCUGUGGCUCUCGUACUGGUCGUCGGGCUAUCUCGAGAAGAAGACCGGCAAGAGCUUCAAACUCGAGUUCUACCUCGGCAUCCUUGUUCUCUUUGCCAUUCUCAACACACUCUUUGUCUUUGCCCGCGAAGUCUGGUGGGUCCGCGGCACCGUGUCUGCCGCGCGCGAAAUGCACGAGCGGGUCCUUCGCUCCGAUCUCGACACCAUCGAUACUCAGCUCCCGGCGCAGCUCAACACUUACAUGCUGGUCAUCUUCCUCCUCUCGGGCAUGCUUGUUGCCAUUUGCGUCAUCCGCUGGUACUUUAUCUUCUUUCUCAUCCCCAUCGCUGUCGUCUACUACUUUAUCCAGCGCUACUACCGCUACUCGUCACUCGAGCUCCGCAGGCUGGCGUCGAUCUCGCGCUCGCCGGUCUACCAGCAGUUUUCCGAGACGCUGGCCGGAGUGGACUCGGUCCGCGCGUACUCGCGCGAGGCGCAGCUAGCCGUUGAAAACUGCGCUCGCCUCGACUACAACCACCAGGCCAUGCUCUAUCAGCACGUUGCCGGCCUCUGGCUUCGCAUCCGAAUGGUGACACUCGGCCAGCUCCUUGUCCUCGCCGCAGGCCUCUCGAUCGUUCUCUCGCGCGACGACAUCCAUUCGGGCAAGCUUGAUCCUGGCCUCGCCGCCAUGGCCGUCUCGUACUCGCUCUCGGUCACGGGCUUCAUGCAGUUUGUCGUCCAGCUCGGCACCUUUGUUGAGCAGUUGAUGAACUCGGUCGAGCGUAUCUCGGCCUACUCGGAGCUGCCAUCCGAGGCGCCGGCCCACAUUCCAGAGAACGCACCGCCGCCGUCGUGGCCGUCGUCUGGCGAGAUCAAGCUUUCCAACGUCUCGAUGAGAUACCGCCCGGGCCUUCCGUUGGUUCUCAAAAAGCUCUCCGCCACUAUCCGUGGUGGCGAGAAGAUCGGCGUCGUUGGCCGCUCCGGCUCGGGCAAGUCCUCACUCAUGUCGGUCCUCUUCCGCCUGGUCGAAAUCGAGAAUGACGGCGGCAAGCUGGUUAUCGAUGGAGUCGACGUGACUGCCAUCGGCCUCGCCGACCUCCGCUCCUCGCUGGCCAUCAUUCCCCAGGAUCCGGUCCUGUUUGCUGGCACCGUCCGCGACAAUGUCGACCCGUUUGCGCAGUUUACUGAUGCUGAGGUCUGGUCGGCCCUCGAGCUCGCUCUCCUCAAGCCGACUGUGGAGAGCUACGAUCUCCACCUUGCCCAUCCUGUCACCGAAGCCGGCUCCAACUUUUCGGUCGGCGAGAAGCAGCUCAUCUGCCUCGCCCGCGCCCUACUCCGCAAGCCCAAGAUCCUGGUUCUCGACGAGGCGACUGCAUCGGUCGACUUUGACACCGAUGCCGCCAUUCAGACCACCGUCCGUACUGCCUUUGCCUCGUGCACCAUCCUCGCCAUUGCACACCGCAUCGGGACCGUCGUCGACUCGGAUCGGGUCAUGGUUCUCGACGACGGUGAGCUCGUCGAGUUUGACACCCCUGCCGCCUUGCUCGACAACCCGAGCGGAUUCUUCACCUCGCUCGUCGAGGCUACCGGCGAUGCGUCCGCCGCCCAGCUUCGCGCCCUUGCCGAGGCCCGGGUCUCGUACACCGAGCUCCUCGACAUGGCCCGCAAGUCGAUGGUUGCCUCGGAUGGCGAGACCGGCGACGCCGCCGCCCUCACCAUCGAGGAUCUGAUGGCCUAUGCCUACUACUCGUACUACUCGGUUUCAGACCAUGACUCUGACCCCAGCCUUCCGCCAUCAUACGCAGCGUCGCCGUCGAUCUCUCUCUCGGACCACGACGCUGGCCAUCGCGACCGCAACGCCGCAUGGUCCUCGUCAUGCUCAUCCUCGUCGAUCUAUGCCACUGUUUCAUCGUAA